CACUUUCUGCUACAGAAUCUUGAGACCAUGUUUACAAGAGUUGGAAAGGUCGAAGUAUCAUUAGCAGUAUUUUAGUUCCUGAGUAGAAGUUACCUUCUGUUGGGACAAGCAUUGAUGCAUUCUCAACCCAAACAAACUUACCAAUUGUAGGAAAGUCAAGGACACCAGAAAAAUGACGCCCAGUUCGAAUGAUCCCGCGGAGGCCAGGAAACGCCGAAAAGAAAUUAUUCAAUCGCAGCGCUCUGAGAACGAACUAAUUGCAAAUGGUUCAGUGGUUGCAUCUUCUAGCCAUCCUCCAGCCAUUUCAUCAGCGAUGGAUGGAAUCCAAGUCAAUAGUGCAGUCGACCAUGUCGAAGGCCAACCAACCAACAUUUCUAAUAAUGAUCCCAGUAGCAAUGGGGCCGACAAGAAACCUCCGAAGAAACGAAAACUUGGUUCUGGAGACCCCAAUGGGAGGAAAAAUAACAAGAAAGAUAGCGGCAAGUCAAAGAAAACCCAGAUUCGGUAUGAUCCGGAUGUCCCCAUGAAUAAGGAUCAGCUUGCUGCCUGGCGAAGGGAAGCCAGGCGCGUUCGUAACCGGGAAAGUGCCGCAGCAAGCCGCCAGCGAAUCCGCAAUCGCAUUUCUGAAUUGGAAGAGGAAGUCGGAGAAUGGAAAUCGAAGUAUUCCAUUGCACUCCAGAGAUUGGAAGCACUGGAACAACACAUCGCGGCGAACGGGAACGGAGAGAGUAGCAUAGGUGUACAGGGAGAGCAGGAACCAAAGGAAGAACCACAAGAACAGAAUCCACCGUCAGACCAGCCCACGGAACAGCAUCCACAGGAACCUGGCCAGCAACCCACAGAGCAGCCGCUAGCCAGCUCUGAUAAUGCUAAUGUCUGAAGAUUGCGACAACAUGAUUAAGCUCUGAUUGGAUGAUUUCGUAGAAGUUUCAUGACAAUCAUCUCAAUUGCUCAUCCUGAGAGUUGGGAAAAAGAAAUGUUUGUGAGAUUCUCUUCAUACUAGACUGGGAAAGGGUGUGAGCAUGUUACAUCGACAUAUGGAUGUGCUCAAUGCAACUGAAUAAGUUUUUGUAAACUAC
This is a messenger RNA of Pseudo-nitzschia multistriata, 1079 nucleotides long. Lineage: Eukaryota; Bacillariophyta; Bacillariophyceae; Bacillariales; Bacillariaceae. The record is from the annotation of a GenBank genome assembly.